AUGAGAGCUGUUAGAAUCUGUAAACCGGUCAAGGAAUUAAUACAAGAUAAUUACUCUAAAUUAGUUGCAAAAAAGUUGAAAAACUUGGUGAUUAAAUUAUCUUAUGCUUUACAAUCAACUUUAAAUCAAUUUGGUGGUGAAUAUAGAAUUGCUAAAUUAAGUGAUGAAGCUUAUCUUGGUUCUUUCUUAAUUAAUGAAUUAGUUAAAGCUGGUUCUGGAGUUAUAGUUACAACCAAUUCUUCUAUUAAAUCUAUUGUGGCCUUGGCGACUGAUAGUCAAAGGACGGAUAUGUAA
This is a messenger RNA of Scheffersomyces amazonensis, 294 nucleotides long. RefSeq lists its product as uncharacterized. The coding region runs from base 1 to 294 and encodes 97 amino acids. The transcript is spliced from 2 exons. Lineage: Eukaryota; Fungi; Ascomycota; Pichiomycetes; Serinales; Debaryomycetaceae. The record is from RefSeq and is a predicted model, not a curated record.